Molecule: messenger RNA, 25135 nt
Organism: Pelobates cultripes (western spadefoot toad)
Lineage: Eukaryota; Metazoa; Chordata; Amphibia; Anura; Pelobatidae
Source: the annotation of a GenBank genome assembly
GUUGCUUGGUAUUUACUGUAAUCAAAAGCUGUGGAAAGCAACAGAGACCAAGCUGUAAGGGCUGCAUUUUACAUAGCAAAGAAUAAGACGAGAAAUACACAUUGUAAAGGUGGGUAUUCACAGAUAGGGACAUAUUGUGUAACUUUUAUAGAGCCCAGUAAGGGAUAAUACUGAAUGUAAAAUAUAAACAGAAAUAUUCAUUAAUGCUUGUUAAUAAUUAGAAAAUGCUACAAGAAUGGGAAAAUCUUAACAUUGACAUAAUAUGCCAGGUAGCAUAUGUUAGUUAAAAAUAGCUGAAAUGAAAAAAAAAAAAUCUAAAUUUUAACUAUUUUUGCCUUAAAUGAGAUUUUUCACUUUGUGGUUUAUUCAAUAAACAUUCAAUUGUAGUUGAUCAAAUUUUGAAUGGGUCAAUUAAGGGGCAAAACUAAGGAUACAUUAGCUAAGCCAUGACCGUAGCUGACAUGGAUCAUUUUUCCAAAUCAGCAAUUUUUGUCUAUAUUUUGCCAAUCGUGAUUUCAUUAGCUAAGAUUGAUGAUUUAUUGAAUAAGCAUGUGAAUUGGUAGUUGUGGAGAAUUGUGUAGGGAACUGCAAAUGUUAGAUUUUGGAUUUCAGUUGGAGCUAAAGCAAUUUUGAGCUAAAAGUUUACUUUGACCAAAAUAAACCAGAAUUUGCUGUUUAACAAAUAAACCGCCAUAUAGGUUUCGGGCUCUCUGAUAUUAUUGUUAGAGUAGUUUGCCUUUCUCACUGGCGCCAGAUGUGUACAAAAAAAACACAGACAUAUAACAGUCAUGGUAAGAUGUAAAAAUGUCAUAUGUGUUGUGUGUUCUACAGCAGGAAAUCAUGCCAGCUACAGUGUCUCUUGAUUCUGUUAAACCUCCUAUACAUGAGCAAAUAGCAGAACUGCAGAAGAAGAUACAGCUUCUUGGUAAGUAUACCUCCUAUUAUUGCUAAUAAAGAUGUCCAUUUUCAUUUUAGUGGGUGUCUGGAGGAGUGACCAGGGGUAGGGCUAAUAUACUUGAUCUCAUGACCUGAUACUCUACAAAAGGGUAACUUGUGCACUAUAACAACUUACUGCAGGUUAAUGGCUGCCCCCCUGGAGCUAAUACGUCAGAUUGAGGAAGUUUAAAUGGUGCUUUUCAGUAUCACAUGUGUCCAGGACUCCAGCUUCUGCUUGCGACUUGCACAUUUUCAAACAUUUUAACCUCUAAUCUAAAUUGUCCUCCCAGCGCCCAUUGCGCUCAGCCUCUUUGGCCCCGGCACUAGUAAAGAAGAUUAAACCAUGGCACCCAUGAUAGCUGACACUCAUAUUCUAUUCUACCGAUUGCCAUUGUCAGAAUGCUUUAGAAAGUUUUACAGGGCAAAGUAUAGGGAAUAUUAGUGUCCUUUUUUCUGUCCUACAUUUUCUGCUGUGCCUUGCAGCAAUCUAUACCUCCUGUACAACCAAGAGCAGCCAUGAUUCUCUAAAGGAGACUUUUCCUUAACAAACAUGGUUGGAGUCAGUUGUAUAAUAUGUGAGCUCAUGUGGCAAUGGUCAGCUUUAAGCACCCCUCCUCCUGCCCAGUUUAUAAAAUUGAGGUGUUACCUUUAUAUUUAUUUUAUGCACUCUGUCUAAAACGUAGAGCUGGGUCACACCUCUAGAUCAGGUACCCCCUCAUUGAUAGACAUGUCCUGUGUUUAAAUGUUAAGAACACGUUUUUAAUUCAUUGUGCAUGCUUUGCUUAUCAUAGACGGGGAUCAAAAGGCCUUCCAAGAGCAGUCGGGAUGGACCAUCCAGAAGAAUGGGGAGACUAUCCAAUGGCUGCGCCAGGAGAAUAAGAAGUUACAUCGGAAGCUAGCUGACGUGCUUGCGGUAUGUACCCGACUUAUAUAUCUCAGAAACAAGCAGACACAUUCUGCUCUAUUGACAGUAAAGCUAAUGAUAUAUCUACACAUUCUCCCCAUCCCAUGAGGUAUAUCUAUAAACAAAUAAUGCUUCCUACAAUAUAUACAUGAAAACCAGUUGGAAAGAAAGUGGCCAUUUUGAUUGUCUCCUUCUGAUUGGAAAAAAUAUAUACAUAGUGUUAAUAAAGUUAUUCACUAAACUCUGACCUUUGUAACUGGUCAAGUGAAUGAAAAGAAAGGAGAGACGUAUAAAACAAGAGAAUCAAGUCAUGAGAUAGUUUCAUUAUGUGACUGCCAGUUCUCAGCUCCUGCUCUCUGUGCCUAUCUCAGGGUGACGAGAAGGUGAUCAAGGAGGCUUUCCAGAGCCGAGCCGUGGAGAAAGCAGCCAUGAGGGGCAAAAGUGGGCAGGUGAGUCCUUGGCAAUAUAUGUUUACCUUGUCUAUUCGGCCUUCUUCUGUUUAAAAAGAUAAAACAAACAUAUAGGAGCUGUUUAAAGGGACACUGUAACCAGUUUAUCUUGUUUAAUUUGGUUAUAAUACCUGGAGUCUCCUGGCACUGUUCCUCCAUUCCAUGUUAAACCAUUUUCGAGACGUUAUUAUCAUUAUUAUAUUUAUAUAGCGCCAACAAAUUCCGUGGCGCUUUAAAAUCACAAACAUGUAAUUGAGAGUCCCUGGAUUCCCACAGCUCCACCCCCACAGGAGGUGUGGUUAAGGUAGAGAUUACACACUUCCUUGUAGCCAUGCCGAUUCAUACCUGCAGUGGCACUUUGAUCGGUUGAAUGCGGUCAGCUGACACUAUCAGCCAAUCACAGCCAUCCCAUUGUUGCUCACGUUAAUGUUUUCUCAUUAGCCCAAGCAGCAGAGAGAGUUUGAGUUUCUGGUGACUUUUGUUUAGCAUUAAAACAUUAAAAAGGGUUUAAUGCUGAAUAGUAGAAAAGUGCCAGGGGACUCCAGACACUAUAAACACUUCAAUGAGAUGCAGAAGUUAUUGUGCCUAUAGUGUCCCUUUAAGGCCAACUCUCUUUGAGUUCAAUGUUUAUUUUAAAUAAAGUUACAUCAGUUCAAUAUAUAGUGACCAAUGCAAGUGUGUCAGAUUUUAAAUAAAGUUCCAUCAGUACUAUGUCUCCGUACAUAUGCUAUUGUUCCAGAGUUUAAAUAAACACAGAACAGCAACGCGUUCUCUUCAUAGUGACAAAAUGAUUCCACCAUCCAUGGUGAGGUCCUGUGUGCUAUUUCCUUUUCUGAAUUAUUGAAAUUGAAUACAAAGUAUAGAAUAGUUGUAACAUUGGACAUAAUGCCAUUACUAUAACUAAUGAUAGAAAAGGAAACCCAAGUCUUUUUGCUUGGGAUCACACCAUUUCCAGAGCUGAUUCUCUUCAUGUCUUUAUUACAUUCAUUUAUAGCUAUAAUUUUAUGUUGCAAUUUCAUCAAUGUUAAAUGAAGCACGUAGAAUAAAAAUACAGACCUCUUCAUACUCAUUACUGAGAGCUCAGGCAAAGAUCAUAAAUCAUCGUAAUUCCUGUUUCCCAGCGAGUAUAUCUGAGAUGUUUGGCCUUUACCAUUCCAGAACUGAGAACUCUAUUUCCCAUGCAUAAUCAUUUCCACUCAGUUCCGAACAACUGGAGUAAAAAAAGUUAGCCAUGUAUUAUACAGUCUUAGAAUGGUAGCGGGAUAUAUACUGAUCGUAAGCUCACAUAGGUAAAACACUUAUUUUCGUUAGUUUCUUGUGAACUACAAGUCAAAUUGACUGUGCUGUAGUUAUAUUGCACAGCACUUCAGAAACAGUCUAUUAUUAAUGACGAUAAGAAUAACUAAUAAAUAAUUACUAUUGAUUAGGGAUUUACAAGUCUAUACACCUGUCUGUCAUCUCUUUUCAUUCUUUCGACAUCUUCUGGUCUGUUUCCAGGCGGCCAUCCAGGUGAUGGACCAAAAGUUGUGUGACAAGGUGAAACGUCUGAAUGCUCUGCAUCAUCAGACUGAGAAGAGGAGGAAACAUCUGGAAGAGCUGCAGAUGCUCUACAAGCAAAAUGAAUUGGUGGAACAGGGAAAAACAGGGAAGGAAGAGGAGGCCUUGGAGGAUGAACAGGUGAGGGGAACAAAAUGCAUACUCAUCUCAUCCACAGUCAUCAUGCCGUCACACUACAUCCAAAGUCCAUUUGUUAUGUCAUUUGUCCAUGUAUCACCCUGUGCUGGAAGGGACAGACUCCAUGUCUCAUAGCUCCCUCCUGUCUGUGUCACCCUGUGCUGGGAGGGACAGACUCCAUGUCCCAUAGCUCCCUCCUGUCUGUGUCACCCUGUACUGGGAGGGACAGACUCCAUGUCCCAUAGCUCCCUCCUGUCUGUGUCACCCUGUGCUGGGAGGGACAGACUCCAUGUCCCAUAGCUCCUCCUGUCUGUGUCACCCUGUGCUGGGAGGGACAGACUCCAUGUCCCAUAGCUCCCUCCUGGCUGUGUCACUGUGCUGGGAGGGAUAGACUCCAUGUCCCAUAGCUCCCUCCUGUCUGUGUCACCCUGUGCUGGGAGGGACAGACUCCAUGUCCCAUAGCUUCCUCCUGUCUGUGUCACCCUGUGCUGGGAGGGACAGACUCCAUGUCCCAUAGCUCCCUCCUGUCUGUGUCACCCGUGCUGGGAGGGACAGACUCCAUGUCCCAUAGCUCCCUCCUGUCUGUGUCACCCUGUGCUGGGAGGGACAGACUCCAUGUCCCAUAGCUCCCUCCUGUCUGUGUCACCCUGUGCUGGGAGGGACAGACUCCAUGUCCCAUAGCUCCCUCCUGUCUGUGUCACCCUGUGCUGGGAGGGACAGACUCCAUGUCCCAUAGCUCCCUCCUGUCUGUGUCACCCUGUGCUGGGAGGGACAGACUGCAUGUCCCAUAGCUCCCUCCUGUCUGUGUCACCCUGUGCUGGGAGGGACAGACUCCAUGUCCCAUAGCUCCCUCCUGUAUGUGUCACCCUGUGCUGGGAGGGACAGACUCCAUGUCCCAUAGCUUCCUCUUGUCUAUGUCACCCUGUGCUGGGAGGGACAGACUCCAUGUCCCAUAGCUUCCUCUUGUCUAUGUCACCCUGUGCUGGGAGGGACAGACUCCAUGUCCCCUGGCUCCCUCCUGUCUGUGUCACCCUGUGCUGGGAUGGACAGACUCCAUGUUCCAUAGCCUCCUCCUGUCUGCGUCACCCUGUGCUGGGAGGGACAGACUCCAUGUCCCAUAGCUUCCUCCUGUCUGUGUCACCCUGUGCUGGGAGGGGCAGACUACAUGUCCCAUAGCUCCCUCCUGUCUAUGUCACCCUGUGCUGGGAGGGACAGACUCCAUGUCCCCUAGCUUCCUCCUGUCUGUGUCACCCUGUGCUGGGAUGGACAGACUCCAUGUUCCAUAGCUUCCUCCUGUCUGCGUCACCCUGUGCUGGGAGGGACAGACUCCAUGUCCCAUAGCUCCCUCCUGUCUGUGUCACCGUGUGCUGGGAGGCACAGACUCCAUGUCCCAUAGCUUCCUCCUGUCUAUGUCACCCUGUGCUGGGAGGGACAGACUCCAUGUCCCAUAGCUCCCUCCUGUCUGUGCCAGCCUGUGCUGGGAGGGACAGACUCCAUGUCCCAUAGCUCCCUCCUGUCUGUGUCACCCUGUGCUGGGAGGGACAAACUCCAUGUCCCAUAGCUCCCUCCUGUCUGUGUCACCAUGUGCUGGGAGGGACAGACUCCAUGUCUCACAGUUCCCUCCUGCCUGUGUCACCCUGUGCUGGGAGGGACAGAAUCCAUGUUCCAUAGCUCCCUCCUGUCUGUGUCACCCUGUACUGGGAGGGACAGACUCCAUGUCCCAUAGCUUCCUCCUGUCUGCAUCACCCUGUGCUGGGAGGGACAGACUCCAUGUCCCAUAGCUCCCUCCUGUCUGUGUCACCCUGUGCUGGGAGGGACAGACUCCAUGUCCCAUAGCUCCCUCCUGUCUGUGUCACCCUGUGCUGGUAGAGACAGACUCCAUGUCCCAUAGCUUCCUCCUGUCUGUGUCACCCUGGGCUGGGAGGGACAGACUCCAUGUCCCAUAGUUCCCUCCUGUCUGUGUCACCGUGUGCUGGGAGGGACAGACUCCAUGUCCCAUAGCUCCCUCCUGUCUGUGUCACCCUGUGCUGGGAGGGACAGACUCCAUGUCCCAUAGCUUCCUCCUGUCUGCGUCACCCUGUGCUGGGAGGGACAGACUCCAUGACCCAUAGCUCCAUCCUGUCUGUGUCAUCAUGUGCUGGGAGGGACAGACUCCAUGUCCCAUAGCUCCCUCUUGUCUGUGUCACCCUGUGCUGGGAGGGACAGACUCCCAUAUCCCAUAGCUCCCUCCUGUCUGUGUCACACUGUGCUGGAAGGUGCAAAGUUCCUCUCGGUUAGCUCCCUCAUGCUUGAAUCACUCUGUGUUGGGAAGAAAAGGCCAGUGACUGUCAAUAUAUAUUUUUUUUAUUAAAUUUGUUUUUAUUCCCCAUGACAUUAUUUUUAUUUUUGCCCCGGGACUUCUUUAGAAAGGGGUUGUAAUCCAAAUACUAUUUCCCCAACUUGUACUGUUUGCAAGAGCCAAUAUGCAAAUAAAAUAUAUUCGAAUAAUCCAAAUUCUAUACAAAUCUUCAAUUUGUAUUUCCUCUAAUGCAAAUACACAAAUUCUGCCUUGGGAGGUUCUGGAUCACAGUUUUCACACCACCGGAAUAAACUACGUAUUCUAAAAAUCCUAUCUGUUCCCUUACGGUUUACUUGUUUUAUCCACAGAAUGAAGCCACAGAACAGGAGGAAAUUCCUCACCAGGUUAAAUAUUUUAUAUUCACAACCAGCACUGUUCCCCUCUGCAAUGUUUAGAAUUUCUCUCCUUUGGGCUUCACUUGCCUGUCAGUCAUAUGCUGCUUGUCUCCUUAUUUUCCAAUGCAAGGGUUGGUGGCUUUGGGUCAUUUAGCUUAGAAGGUAUUGGACCAGAGCAAACUAGGAUUUUUGGUUUCUACACAUCUUGGUGACCUCGGGCUAACUCCCCUUGCUUAAAUGCUUCAGAUGCUUUGUGUUUACUUGAUCACACAGCUGUAAACUGCCAUAAUUUAACCCUUGUUUUACACAUCUACAGUCCCUUCGAGUUCUGGAGAACCGUCUUGAGAAAGCCCAGUUGAAGUGUCAGGAAUCGGAACAUAUUCAUAAUGUCUACCAGAAGCUCAAAGACCAUCUGCAGGUGACACCAUCUUAACCGGAAACUUGCUUCUUCUUACCUGUAUAUUUGUAGCGCUUUGUAUAUUAAGAGUGUUAGCUCUGCAGAACUACAGUCCUUUAAAUAUAGCCUCUCGUGUUCUUGUUUUCAUAUUCGUGACCCUUUCAGUAUUAGCACUUUCACUUAAGCCAUUAGUUGCUGGAUUUACAGAUAUCUGAGUUCCUCUGUAUGUUAGAAUGUAAUCUCUACGGGACACAAACCAAGUUUGAUAUAUCUGUAAUAGCUGCUUUUUUGUAUUAAGAGAGUAAGGACUGCCAAACAACAAUUAUUCUUCUAUUUGGGUCCUCCUCUCCCUAAUGUACCUAAGUAUAUCAGAUCACAAGCGCUGCCAAUCAGGAAUCACUUCUGGGGAUUUGAAUUGAAUCUGUGCAUUUCUGUAUAUUAGAUUGUUAGCUGUGUGCUUUAUUUUUUCUCUGUAUUUUACCUGUGUCCCUUCCUGCAUUAACUUGUGCGCCCAUUUAGGUGUUGUAUUCAAACUUGUCGCAAUCAAUUAGUGACAAGUCAGUAACGACAGGUAAUUACUGGCAGACAAAACUUUUAAUGUCUCCCAUUGAGAUUAUUAGGAGGUAAUAAAUGCAAAUUAGCACUUGGUUUCCAUGCUUGAAGUUAAAGCUUACCAGCUGUCACAAUCUAACUAAAAAUUAUGCCACCCUCAUCUCGAUGAAAAGAAGGAAAGGCCAAGUUAACCAACGCAAUCUCUCUGUAUAAAUAAAAAAAACCAUAAACAUUUAUUAUCUAAUAAAGAGCAUCUAAAGUGUCACGCUAUUCACCAUAACUAUUACAGUGCACUGUAUUGUUUUUUGCUGCUGGGAAUCCCCUUGUGCGUCCCACGGUGGGUUGUCAAACCGUUUAAAGUUGCUGUGGCAAUGAAUUGAAAAAUGUUUAUUGAUGUAUGUCCGAUUUGCAAAAUAGUAAAGCUACGUGGUGGUAGGUACCAGUGGAGUCAGACAUGAAUAGUGUGCAGAAUGUUAAGCACAACUGUUCAUCACGGAAACCUAUAUACAGGCAUAUAUAAUAAAAAUAUAUAUUUUCGCUGCAGGAGGAGAGUUUCACUUUUCAAUCCCAACUUGAUCUCCUGGAGGCCGAGAUUCUAAAGCAGAGACAAGAGCUAAAAGAGCUUCAGGCAAUGAACAAGGGCGCAGUGAUGGCACGGGACACAGCUCGGGUAUGUAACACAUUUUGUUAUACAGGGAAGUUGAUGCAGCCAACCCCAGGUUGAGAUGUUAGGAAUGCCCACAUGAUUUUUUAUUUUUUUUUGACAAUCUUUAUCCCACAUGAUUAUUUAUGUUUGUUAUAUCACAUACAGAACAAUGUGUUUUGCCUCUGCAGUCUGAACUUCUGCGUCAGGAGGAAGAGCUUCAUCGGGAACGACGGGAGAGGGAUCGCAUCCUUCAGGAAUACAAGAGGCAGGCGGAGGAGAGGCGCAUGCAUGCUGAACGGGCGGAGAGGAGGGUGAGUUAUAGCUCAUGCUCAUGGUUCAUUGGUAUAUGACAUUGUUUAAUCAACUAAAUAUAAACUUCUUCCUGUUACGAAACUCCUUGUUCCACCAAUGAGAGACAAUCUCCUUCACCUUGUUCCACCAAUGAGAGCCAAUCUCUUCGCUUUGUUCCACUAACAAGAGACAAUCUAAUUAUUUCCAUCUGAUUAUUCCAAACACUUUUUAUAACUGGAAGACUUCACAUCUUUUACUAGCGGACACCUGCAGCUAUCUUCAUCAAGCCUUCUUUCUCCUCCUAACCUGUUUGAGACUGGAUUCGAAAACAUUCUUUGUCCCAUCUAAAUGAUUGAAAUUACUGACAAGGUCACAGUUUUCGGAUAUUUUCUUCUUUCCUUUCUCCCACAGGCUCAACGGGUAAUUCUGCAAGGGGACGAUGCUCCAGUGGAGACUCAGUUGGCCUCAAAUGGGCAAGAGGAAGAGAAAGUUAUUCAUACUUAUCAGGAGGCCUUCCAGAGGAUUAAGGAUGCCACGGGGGUUACUGACACUCAGGUGAGAGGUCAUGAUGCUGGAACCUGUGAACCUAAUGUGUAAUAUUUUUAAGCUUCAAAAACUGUUUGUGUGAUGUCCCACACCGGAUUCUCUCAGAAUUUUGAGUUUGAAGAUGUAGGUGCUUUUGAUUGUUGCCUUAUUUUUGUGGAUCAUAUAUACAUAUAUGUACAGGGCUUAAAAUUUCGACUCAACUGGGCUAAAUAUUCACCCGCAAGUGGAAAUUUUGAGCACUGAAAUAUUUAUAUAAAUGUGUAUGUAUGGAUUCAUCCUAGGUCCAACUAUUUGUUGAUGUCCUCUAUUGAACAAGGAUGAGCCUAUGGCCAGAUUACCAGGUUUUCACUGUUUAUUUAACAGAACACUUCGCACAAAGCUUGCUGAAGUACUUUGUGUCUGGAGUCAGUCAUAUUUGUGCACUUUCAUAAUUGAAAAACCACAACAUCUACCUGGCUGUCACUCAGAGCUAACAGGAAGUUUAGGAAGUAUUUUCGAUCUCCAGAUCUAGCUGGAGCCACAAGCAGAUACACUACAAUCAUGUUUACAUGUUCCAUGUCCCCACUUUCUGAAUAGUUCAUGUAGACAAUCGACCUGAUCCAGUAAAUCAAGGUCAUCUCAGAACUAAUUAGUAGUUAAAAUACUGGUCACUGGGUGAUUUUCGAUUGGAUCUGUGAACCCACUAUUUGAACUGAAUCACUAAAACAUUGGGGGGGAGACGUAUCGAAAUGUUCUGAUAAGUGUAGUUUAGUUAUUUAGCAUGUUUUUAUUUUUUAGAUUGUUGUAAACAUGACUUUUUUUCACAGAAAUAUCUAUUUUAGAAAAGGCCAUCGAAUUUAGAGUGACAGAAAAAAGACAUGUUAAACAGAACACUUUUCUAGCAAAACCAAGUGAAGACAUAUUGAUAAAUUUGUUGCAUUGCCCCCAAAAUGGCAGGAAUUCAGAAAUGAGCGUUAAGAAGCAACAGGUGGAAAUCCUGACAGUUUUGUACUCAUAACACUAUAGUGUUCCUUUAAGCAGAUUUGAUAAAGUUUAUAAUUGGUGGAGAGCUGCUCUAAUAAAUUAUCCCCAAAAUGUACACCAAACAAAGGCCCAAAACUGUGUGUGAUACUUUGAUUAGUUUCCAGUUUUGAGGUAAGUGUGAAGGACAGGAAACACAAUGGUAACGUUACUACUUUCAUAUUUCUUUCACUUGUAGGAGGUAGUAAGUCGCUUCAUAGCACAGGGGGAAACCCACAGGCACCUGGAACAGCUAAAGAGUGAAAAUGAAAAGACUCUAGUAAGGCUGAAAGAUGAGAAGGAGAGGCUGCAGGACGCUUUCCAGGAACUCAAAUACUCAGGAGAGGCCAAACUGUCCAGGUACGGUACUUUCUUUCCAUAUACACUGCAUAUAAAAUGGAGCUCAUAACAGGAUGGCGGAGAUGUGACAGAUACCAACAAUUGUUUUCUCUCCCAUAUAUCAGUCUCCAUAUUUAGGGCAUAUUAUUGUGUUUAAAACAUAAUUUCUUUCUUUGUAGCCUUUGUUUUGUCCAUAGAGGGGCUAAAAGAAUUCUACUAAUUUCAAAUCCUACAACCCAGCAUGCUUUGUCACACUCUGCACGAGUCACUCAGGAGAAAGAAAAGUAGCCAUUAUUGAGGUUCCCAUUAAAAUGUUUGAAUGUCUGCAGAAUACCAAGACAGAAUUAUUUUUCCCUAAUAUUAUUAUUUUUCCCCUCUCCAUUUUGUGAUAUGGUGGGAGAGGUGCUAGGUAGAGAGAAUCUCUGUCUCCUUGAGAGGGACUCCUUGAAUUAAUAGCAACAGAUGGAGAGGUCAGCUGCCUGCCUCAGUUUUGUGGGCAUUACACUUUUAUAACAUCAACCUCUGGUCUGCCCUUGCUUCUCCCACAGUCUUCAUUGAUUUGCCCUGUGUGGGGACAUUUCCUUAAUCAGGGCAAACCUCCUGUGUGAUGCCAACAUGCUGGCUUCGUAGGUGAGUGAUGUCAGUCACUGGCUAGGGAGUUACCAUAGCAACCGCAGCACUUGCUCUCUGGUUGCUAUGUGUGGAGAGCAGAAUGAUCGCCUGUGGGAGGUCUCUAAUGCUCUCUUUAUCAAUAAACCUGGGAGACAAACCUGGGAGAAAGGUUUGUCUCCCAAUCUAUACAUUCGCUAACAAAACUGCUAGCUCAAUGUUUAGAUUAAAUUUUAUGCUCUUUCAAAAGAGAAUAUGUUGUACAUACCAUGACAGUAACCUUUUAAUGUAUUCAUAGGGGUUCUCCACAUCUAAAACCCUUUGGUAAUUUGAGAUUCAGGGAUAUUUCCAGCAGGCCAUAUCAGCCUUGUAUAAUACAUACACAAGGGGAAGGCACACAUGCAAAUGGUGGGCAGUUGUUGGCUGUCAAGGGUCUGGGGCAGUGACACUCUGUACAAUAAUAUGUAGAAAUGGGUAAGGCACAAAAUUACCAUCUGAAGGCAGUUUUAUUUGGACAGAAAAGCAGUAUUUGGUCAGUAACGAGAGCCUUUAUCAAGCCAUGUCACUUUCUACAUGUAUUGUUGUAUGGUGUGUGGUCACCUCAGACAGUUUGACACCUGACAAUUGUCCCCUCAUUUGUACAUGUGACAAUUGUCAGGUGUCAAACUGUCUGCACUGUUUGCAUUUUAAUGGGCUGAUACGGCUUAAAAGAAAUGCUGCCUGGCCCUCUUCUACCUAAUAUCAGUAUUUUGUAUUUCCCCACUUAGGUGUCAUAGUUUUAUUGCUUAGAUUGUCUCUUUUAAGGCCUUGAAAACUACACAAAAUAAGUAUUUCUUUGUUUUUAUGUUCCACGUAUGACUUCCUUACAAUUCUGUAAUCAGACCAUAACCAUGACCGUGUGUAUUUCAUACAUUGAUAUUCUUUAUUCUCCCUAAUAGUGGACAACAAGUUUUAGACGAGCUCCAGAUGCACCUACAGAUGGAAGAGAAGAAACGUGACACAUCCAAGGAAGAUCUAGAUAGAAUGUCUAAGAUCCUGAGCUCAGCAAAAGCAGGAGUGGAGCAUCUAGCAAACAAAGUGCAGCACAUCAAGGUGGUAAGUAGAGCAAAGAGGCGCUCAGGAGCCGGGUUACUGUAAUAAGAUGUUACAGGGUAAUAAGGCGCUCGGGAGCCGGGUUACUGUAAUAAGAUGUUGCAGGGUAAUAAGGCACUCAGGAACCGGGUUACUGUAAUAAGAUGUUACUGGGUAAUAAGGCACUCAGGAGCCGGGUUACUGUAAUAAGAUGUUACGGGGUAAUAAGGCACUCAGGAGCCGGGUUACUGUAAUAAGAUGUUACAGGGUUAAUAAGGCACUUAGGAGCCGGGUUACUGUAAUAAGAUGUUACAGGGUAAUAAGGCACUCAGGAGCCGGGUUACGGUAAUAAGAUGUUACAGGGUAAUAAGGCACUCAGGAGCCGGGUUACUGUAAUAAGAUGUUACAGGGUAAUAAGACACUCAGGAGCCGGGUUAUUGUAAUAAGAUGUUACAGGGUAAUAAGGCACUCAGGAGCAGGGUUACUGUAAUAAGAUGUUACAGGGUAAUAAGGCACUCAGGAGCAGGGUUACUGUAAUACGAUGUUACAUGGUAAUAAGGCACUCAGGAGCCAGGUUACUGUAAUAAGAUGUUACAGGGUAAUAAGGCACUCAGGAGCCAGGUUACUGUAAUAAGAUGUUACAGGGUAAUAAGGCACUCAGGAGCCGGGUUACUGUAAUAAGAUGUUACAGGGUAAUAAGGCACUCAGGAGCCGGGUUACUGUAAUAAGAUGUUACAGGGUAAUAAGGCACUCAGGAGCCGGGUUACUGUAAUAAGAUGUUACAGGGUAAUAAGGCACUCGGGAGACAGGUUACUGUAAUAAGAUGUUAGAGGGUAAUAAGGCACUCAGGAGCUGGGUUACUGUAAUAAGAUGUUACAGGGUAAUAAGGCGCUCAAGGAGCCGGGUUACUGUAAUAAGAUGUUACAGGGUAAUAAGGCAUUCAGCAGUUGGGGGCUGUUACAUGGGUUGCGUUAUUGAUUGGUGUGUUUCUCUGCAGCCAAGAAGUCACUAUCCUGCUCCUGAUCUGUCACCACUAUCAGAUGAGUAUGUUCUAGAUCUUUUGUCCAUCACUGAAGAAAAGCUGCAGAAAUUGUUGGAGGAGUUGGAUGGUCAGGAUCUUGGAGAAGUUGUGAAACAGAUGGAGGAAGAGGAGGUUAGUAAAAGUGGUAAAAGGUCUUUGUGAUAUUUUUUUAUUACAUGUAUACUGAAGGAUAACUGGUGGAGAUCGUUUUCAUCUGCAAUAUAAGAAAGGGUUUUGACUUGGUCAUCAGAUAACAGGCAAUAGAAUAGACUUCUCCACCUCCAUGAUGAAUAGAUUUAGUAACUAUGUCUCUCUUUAUGUUUGAACAAUGAAAACCUCCAACUUUCAAAUCUAAUUAUACCAUUUUAUUUUGCAAUUUAUAUUUUUAUUGAAGUAUCAGAUGAACACUACAUGCUAUGAUAAUGCAAUAGGUAUGCAUACUAUUUUUUCCCAUUCUUUUUUUAAGCUCGAACAGUAGGUAUAUCAAAAUAGAAUUGACAAUAGAUAACAAUACAAAAAAAAGUAACGAUAAAUUACACAUCAACCAAGACUGUAUAGACCAAAUUAACCCCUUAAGGACACAUGACAUGUGUGACAUGUCAUGAUUCCCUUUUAUUCCAGAAGUUUGGUCCUGUACACUAUAGUUUCCAGAACAGCUGUAGCUUAAAGGGACACUAUAGUCACCUGAACAACUUUAGCUUAAUGAAGCAGUUUUGGUGUAUAGAACAUGCCCCUGCAGCCUCACUGCUCAAUCCUCUGCCAUUUAGGAGUUAAAUCCCUUUGUCACACCUCCCUGCAUGUGACUUGCACAGCCUUCCAUAAACACUUCCUGUAAAGAGAGCCCUAUUUAGGCUUUCUUUAUUGCAAGUUCUAUUUAAUUAAGAUUUUCUUAUCCCCUGCUAUGUUAAUAGCUUGCUAGACCCUGCAAGAUCCUCCUGUAUGUGAUUAAAGUUCAAUUUAGAGAUUGAGAUACAAUUAUUUAAGGUAAAUUACAUCUGUUUGAAAGUGAAACCAGUUUUUCUUUUCAUGCAGGCUCUGUCAAUCAUAGCCAGGGGAGGUGUGGCUAGGGCUGCAUAAACAGAAACAAAGUGAUUUAACUCCUAAAUGACAGUGAAUUGAGCAGCGAAAUUGCAGGGGAAUGAUCGAUACACUAAAACUGCUUAAUUAAGCUAAAGUAAUUUAGGUGACUAUAGUGUCCCUUUAAUAGCUAAAUGGGUUUAGCACUGUAGGGUCAGGAAUACAUGUUUUGUUCUUGACCCUAUACUGAUCCUUUAAUAUAACAAAACACUAUAACAAAAAUCAUGGUGCGAAAGGUACUACCACCCUGCAAAUUUUGAGUGGAAGCAUGGGAGAGAUGGGACCAAUACACAGAAUCGAACAAUACCCUACACUCAAUUUACAAAGCCAACCUCAAUGUCAAUUGAAGGCAAAACUUCAGAGGACCGACUCCAACAGCUGUGUUUAUCCCACCCAAACACAAAUGUACAAGGUAAUUCUUGGAAAGGCAAAGAUGAAACUAGUAUAUAUUAUACAUUUCUAUCAAUAGCAACCUGGUACCAACCAACCAACCAGAUACACAAACCGGACCCUAGACAAAGGCCUAGUACCCUAGAUCGGAUAUUUUUUGCCCCAUAUCCAGGUAAAAUGUAAACUUUUAAAACUUUAAAAAAAAAAUUUCAUGUUUGUACAGUCGCACAACUUACACCAAUAAACCUAACCUCUGGUCUGGAGUUACAACUCUAGUAAGCAUCUCAACCAUGAGCCUAAACCAUUAUAUUGUACUCAGUACCUGGGAAGUUCAGGGACUUCUGAAAGUACAAUUCAUAUUUUUAGCUCAGAUGAUGCAUAACACCAUGUAGUAACUUAUAAGCACCCCUAAUAAAUAUGGGUAGGAAAACUAAAAAGCUAAAACCCAAGAGACGAGGUAUGAAUAUAGGAGACCUUCUCCACCAAGCACAUGGUGCAUAUGGGCCCAAGAUGGCCGCCGACCUGGAAGAUUCUCGGACAACUCGGAUGAGUUGUCCCCAGAAGAAGAGGGAGGCAGACAGAUGCUGACAUCACAUCCUCAAGUCAUACCCAAGUCCAGAGACUCAAGACCCAUGACGGCAGAAAUGCUCCAGAACAUGCUGGGGGCUCUCCAGAGGUCAAUCAAUGCAGAUGUUGCCCUGCUCCUCACCAACAUCAAGGGCCUAGUUGGCCGCUUAGGAACAGUGAAAGCCACCUCCGAGCAGCACACUAGAACCAUUGCUCAGCUCCAGCUGGACAUCCAAAAGCUUACCAAGCGACAAUCGGCCUCUGACCAAUGCUUUGCCACGCUGGAAGACUUGAGACGCCGCAAUAACUUGAAUGUCCGGGGAAUUCCGGAAGACUUUCUCAAUGCAGAGCUCCCGCAUCUCCUACGGAGACUCCUGGCACAACUAAUAGAGCCUGAACAGGUCAGAAAUUUAAACCUCAACCAAAUCUUAAGGGGCCCGAAACCCUGGAAGGCGCCUAAAUCAUCCCAAAGAAUGCAACACCAGAAGCAUAUGCAGCAGUAACUACAUGAAGCUGAGGGAUUGCGGCUUGAGUCUUACUCCACGAUUGCAUGGGACUUACACUAAUUGCGAAGUUGGUUAUAUUUUUCUUCCUGAACCCUUCUCUUUAAUUUCCUGCUGGUCAACCAGCCCAAAACACAGGUCAGAUACACUUAUGCUCAACCUGGCCAUAAGCCAGGUUGUCCCAUCCCUCCCCCCCACCUCUGGCACCAUGGACCCCUGAAUCCGAUUACUACAGAGUUCUAGAGGUGUAAAUCAGUACAGGCUCGAGGAAGAUCCCCAACAACGCCAUCCAGAUAAUGUGUUCCUGCUCUCCUUAUACUUGCAUGUAAUCAGUCAGCUCAGCCAUAUUGGGCCAUUUGAUCUCCUCCAAGGGGUUGGACCCAUAGAAGGCCAGCUGCAUCCUCAUCUCCGAGUCUGCAUUGCUGGAUAGGCCAAAGUCCGUGAUAACCUCCUCCCAGAUCAGUUGCAUUAGCUCUUCUGAUGGAUUGGCUCAGAACAAAGCCAAUCACUCUGGGACUCUUCUCUGGAUUUCCUCCUCUGACAAGGACACUGCAUGAAGAAAAGAUAAGAAAAGAAACAAUAGAAGAUAAGAGAAGGAAAAGUAGGGUUGUCGCGGAAGGAGAAUAGAGUGGCACCCAGACAGCCCCGCACGCAUACACAUGCUCCUCAGAAUGCACGUCUGUCCCUCCUAAAACGCCAGUUAGCCGUUGGCGGUGAACAAGGUCUAUGUCUCUUUUUGUUACCUAACUGUCUCUAAAGAAGGUCUCUCAAGGCCUUGGUGCAUACUACAUUUAUAAACACAGUAAAACAUUGGUAAACUUGUUAGGUGUAUAUCUUUUAUUAGGGCUAACAGAUACUGUUUAUUACAUGUAAUUAUCUUCCAGUAGGAGAGGCCAUUCUAGCAAGGCUAGGUCAGAGUUUUAUCUGACAGUUAUUCUACAUUUCAUCAAUAAAAACAAAGAAAGUAAUAACAGAAGCGGGAUAGGCCGUAGAUGACCUUGAUGUGGCCGUAGAUUGACUGCCCCCAUGGCAGAAGGGAUAGAUCAUAUCCAUGUUCCAGUCUGUUUUGUAAGGGUUCUUGCCAUGCUCUGGAACUGACAUGUUGAGUAAUGAGAGUCCCAGCAUACAGGGAGUGCAGAAUUAUUAGGCAAGUUGUAUUUUUGAGGAUUAAUUUUAUUAUCGAACAACAACCAUGUUCUCAAUGAACCCAAAAAACUCAUUAAUAUCAAAGCUGAAUAUUUUUGGAAGUAGUUUUUAGUUUGUUUUUAGUUUUAGCUAUGUUAGGGGGAUAUCUGUGUGUGCAGGUGACUAUUACUGUGCAUAAUUAUUAGGCAACUUAACAAAAAACAAAUAUAUACCCAUUUCAAUUAUUUAUUAUUACCAGUGAAACCAAUAUAACAUCUCAACAUUCACAAAUAUACAUUUCCGACAUUCAAAAACAAAACAAAAACAAAUCAGUGACCAAUAUAGCCACCUUUCUUUGCAAGGACACUCAAAAGCCUGCCAUCCAUGGAUUCUGUCAGUGUUUUUGAUCUGUUCACCAUCAACAUUGCGUGCAGCAGCAACCACAGCCUCCCAGACACUGUUCAGAGAGGUGUACUGUUUUCCCUCCUUGUAAAUCUCACAUUUUGAUGAUGGACCACAGGUUCUCAAUGGGGUUCAGAUCAGGUGAACAAGGAGGCCAUGUCAUUAGAUUUUCUUCUUUUAUACCCUUUCUUGCCAGCCACGCUGUGGAGUACUUGGACGCGUGUGAUGGAGCAUUGUCCUGCAUGAAAAUCAUGUUUCUUGAAGGAUGCAGACUUCUUCCUGUACCACUGCUUGAAGAAGGUGUCUUCCAGGAACUGGCAGUAGGGCUGGGAGUUGAGCUUGACUCCAUCCUCAACCCGAAAAGGCCCCACAAGCUCAUCUUUGAUGAUACCAGCCCAAACCAGUACUCCACCUCCACCUUACUGGCGUCUGAGUCGGACUGGAGCUCUCUGCCCUUUACCAAUCAGCCACGGGCCCAUCCAUCUGGCCCAUCAAGACUCACUCUCAUUUCAUCAGUCCAUAAAACCUUAGAAAAAUCAGUCUUGAGAUAUUUCUUGGCCCAGUCUUGGCGUUUCAGCUUGUGUGUCUUGUUCAGUGGUGGUCGUCUUUCAGCCUUUCUUACCUUGGCCAUGUCUCUGAGUAUUGCACACCUUGUGCUUUUGGGCACUCCAGUGAUGUUGCAGCUCUAAAAUAUGGGCAAACUGGUGGCAAGUGGCAUCGUGGCAGCUGCACGCUUGACUUUUCUCAGUUCAUGGGCAGUUAUUUUGCGCCUUGGUUUUUCCACACGCAUCUUGCGACCCUGUUGACUAUUUUGAAUGAAACGCUUGAUUGUUCGAUGAUCACGCUUCAGAAGCUUUGCAAUUUUAAGAGUGCUGCAUCCCUCUGCAAGAUAUCUCACUAUUUUUGACUUUUCUGAGCCUGUCAAGUCCUUCUUUUGACCCAUUUUGCCAAAGGAAAGGAAGUUGCCUAAUAAUUAUGCACACCUGAUAUAGGGUGUUGAUGUCAUUAGACCACACCCCUUCUCAUUACAGAGAUGCACAUCACCUAAUAUGCUUAAUUGGUAGUAGGCUUUCGAGCCUAUACAGCUUGGAGUAAGACAACAUGCAUAAAGAGGAUGAUGUGGUCAAAAUACUCAUUUGCCUAAUAAUUCUGCACUCCCUGUAGAGACAAAGGAAUUGGCUUUUGAAACAUUGGGAAGUAGUUUUCCUUCAUGUUGUAAACUCAGCCCAUGUCCUGGACCCUGAUGAUAGGGGAUAGUCUUGUCAUGCAAAAGCUUGGUAACGGGUCCCAGGGAUCGUCUCCAAAUGAUAGUAAAAUGGGGAAAGUCUCCAUAAAAAGCACAAACAUGUCCCUCAAAGGCAUGGUUCAGAAAGGAUGUAGGAACAUCCAUUACUGUAACCACAUGCAGAACCGAACCAGAAGGUCCCUGGGGACAUAGUUGGUGCUCUGUCAAUUUUUGCCACGCUAAAGUGGGAGUCCACUGCUAUGGCCUUAGACUUAGAUGAGGACAGUAGGGCAGUCUAUAUUUUUCUAAUCAUAUGAUAUGUAGCUGCCUAAUGGUUUUCCCAAUUUGAGGUUCCCCACAGACAGCUGCCGAGGUUGGAAGAAAAUCAAGGUCAUCCAUAGCACUGACUUCUGAAGAGGUUGGAGACGGCUCCCUCAUGGCGCCAUUUUAACCUAGUUGGUUUACGGCAACGAUCGAGGCCUUCUUCUCGAUGUGCCGCGUAAGGGUUGGUGAGACUACCGCCACUUAGCCCAGUUGAGCUGCUGACAUUCUCUUGGUCUUUUGCUUUACGUGGGCUCCGAGGAAGUUGGAGAUGGCACCAUCUUAGACAUAUGUGGACAUGGGACCUGGUGGAGCAACUCCCUUAUACUGAUAGAUUUAGAGUGAAUGUUGUUCUUUGCUUUCUUAGAGUGUUGUCCCAAUGUUGCCCCAAAUAAUGAAUGCCAAAAUCGCCUUAAAAGUGAAGGUUCUGGAAGUUCAUUUGAUUAGGAAGUCAGUUUUUCUCAGAGCAACUGCACAAAACAUCUGCUCUGUUCGAGCACUGACUCUGCUCCUCCUUUUAUAGCACUUUUAAUUGUUGAUCUGGGCAAGACAUGAUGGGCCAUUAAUGGGGUACAUGACAUCAGGGCAGGAUUUCCUAUAAGUCACGCAAGACAUUUUCCUCUGUUGUCCAAUAUUAGGCAUUGCCUAGUCGAUACGCCUCGGAGCAAAUAGGAUGUAAAUCCAGCCAUGGACAUAAUGCUCUGGACAAUACAUAGCUGAAAUAUAAAACAAAAACAUGGUUACAGGUUAAAUUUAUUUAGGAAUAACAAGUAAAGUGAUAAUACACAGUUAAGGUGUUUACACUACAAGUUACUCAUCUAUGUUAAUAUCAUUCUCUCUAGUUUCAAGCCAGCAUUGAGGGCAAGCUCCCUGCAUACAACGUGCGCAUCUCUUUGCCAGCUCCAGCCAAGCAGGAUAUAUACGGUAAGAAAGCCAGGCACAUAUAUAAUGGUCACAGGGACAUAGAGAGUGAUGCUGUGGGGGUCAAAUACUGAAUGCAGGAUAUAACACAUAUUAUUCCUGAAACCGCUAUAGUUGAUACAGGGCAUACGCAGUCUGCCACCUCUAGGGUUAGUACAGGGUAUACACAGUCUGAUAUCUCUAGGGUUAGUACAGGGUAUACACAGUUUGAUAUCUCUAGGGUUAGUACAGGGUAUACACAGUCUGAUAUCUCUAGGGUUAGUACAGGGUAUACACAGUCUGAUAUCUCUAGGGUUAGUACAGGGUAUACACAGUCUGAUAUCUCUAGGGUUAGUAUAGGGUAUACACAGUCUGAUAUCGCUAGGGUUAGUACAAUGUAUACACAGUCUGAUAUCUCUAGGGUUAGUACAGGGUAUACACAGUCGGAUAUCUCUAGGGUUAGUACAGGGUAUACACAGUCUGAUAUCUCUAGGGUUAGUACAGUGUAUACACAGUCUGAUAUCUCUAGGGUUAGUAUAGGGUAUACACAGUCUGAUAUCUCUAGGGUUAGUACAGGGUAUACACAGUCGGAUAUCUCUAGGGUUAGUACAGGGUAUACACAGUCGCAUAUCUCUAGGGUUAGUAUAGGGUAUACACAGUCGGAUAUCUCUAGGGUUAGUACAGGGUAUACACAGUCGGAUAUCUCUAGGGUUAGUACAGGGUAUACACAGUCUGAUAUCUCUAGGGUUAGUAUAGGGUAUACACAGUCGGAUAUCUCUAGGGUUAGUAUAGGGUAUACACAGUCUGAUAUCUCUAGGGUUAGUACAGGGUAUACACAGUCUGAUAUCUCUAGGGUUAGUACAGGGUAUACACAGUCUGAUAUCUAUAGGGUUAGUACAGGGUAUACACAGUCUGAUAUCUCUAGGGUUAGUACAGGGUAUACACAGUCUGAUAUCUCUAGGGUUAGUACAGGGUAUACACAGUCGGAUAUCUCUAGGGUUAGUACAGGGUAUACACAGUCUGAUAUCUCUAGGGUUGGUAUAGGGUAUACACAGUCUGAUAUCUCUAGGGUUAGUACAGGGUAUACACAGUCUGAUAUCUCUAGGGUUAGUACAGGGUAUACACAGUCUGAUAUCUAUAGGGUUAGUACAGGGUAUACACAGUCUGAUAUCUCUAGGGUUAGAACAGGGUAUACACAGUCGGAUAUCUCUAGGGUUAGUAUAGGGUAUACACAGUCUGAUAUCUCUAGGGUUAGUACAGGGUAUACACAGUCUGAUAUCUCUAGGGUUAGUACAGGGUAUACACAGUCUGAUAUCUCUAGGGUUAGUAUAGGGUAUACACAGUCUGAUAUCUCUAGGGUUAGUACAGUGUAUACACAGUCUGAUAUCUCUAGGGUUAGUACAGGGUAUACACAGUCGGAUAUCUCUAGGGUUAGUACAGGGUAUACACAGUCUGAUAUCUCUAGGGUUAGUACAGGGUAUACACAGUCUGAUAUCUCUAGGGUUAGUACAGGGUAUACACAGUCUGAUAUCUCUAGGGUUAGUACAUGGUAUACACAGUCUGAUAUCUCUAGGGUUAGUACAGGGAAUACACAGGCUGCUAUCUCUAGGGUUAGUACAGGGUAUACACAGUUUGAUAUCUCUAGGGUUAGUACAGGGUAUACACAGUCUGAUAUCUCUAGGGUUAGUACAGGGUAUACACAGUCUGAUAUCUCUAGGGUUAGUAUAGGGUAUACACAGUCUGAUAUCUCUAGGGUUAGUAUAGGGUAUACACAGUCGGAUAUCUCUAGGGUUAGUAUAGGGUAUACACAGUCGGAUAUCUCUAGGGUUAGUAUAGGGUAUACACAGUCUGAUAUCUCUAGGGUUAGUAGAGGGUAUACACAGUCUGAUAUCUCUAGGGUUAGUAGAGGGUAUACACAGUCUGAUAUCUCUAGGGUUAGUAUAGGGUAUACACAGUCUGAUAUCUCUAGGGUUAGUACAGGGUAUACACAGUCUGAUAUCUCUAGGGUUAGUACAGGGUAUACACAGUCUGAUAUCUCUAGGGUUAGUACAGGGUAUACACAGUCUGAUAUCUGUAGGGUUGGUAUAGGGUAUACACAGUCUGAUACCUCUAGGGUUGGUACAAGGUAUACACAGUCUUAUAUCGCUAGGGUUGACACAGGGUAUACACAGAACUCUACAGUUUAUACAGGGUAUACACAGUCUGAUAUCUCUAGGGUUAGUAUAGGGUAUACACAGUCUGAUAUCUCUAGGGUUAGUACAGGGUAUACACAAUUUGCCACCUCUAUGGUUGGUACAGGGUAUAAGCAGUCUGCCACCUCUAUGGUUAGUACAGGGUAUACACAGUCUGCCACCUCUAUGGUUGGUACAGGGUAUACACAAUUUGCCACCUCUAUGGUUGGUACAGGGUAUAAGCAGUCUGCCACCUCUAUGGUUGGUACAGGGUAUACACGGUCUGGCACCCUUAGGGUUGGUAGAUGGUAUACACAAACCGCUAUGUUUGGUACAGGGCAUACAUUCUUCUUAUGCCAACAUUAAAUUCUUUGUUUAUCCACCUUGUAACAGAUGAUGAAGACAGUGGUGAUGAUGAAGGGGAUGUUGUGACUCGAGCAGCAUUAAAGAGGCAGUCACAGCAAAUCGUAGAAUCAAAGACCAAACGGCGAACCCGGCCUAAGAAGAAACGAGGAAAGCAGUAAAGGAAAAGGAAAGCAGAUCCUACAAACACAGUUUCCCUGACAUUCUGCUACCAACAACAUCCAUCAUCAUAUCACUCAAUCUUAGCAAUUCCAAUCCUUCUCAGUCCUUUUCCAACAACGUAAUCCUGUUCUCUUUAUCCACUUCUACCUCCAAUUCUCUUCUACAGGUCUUCUUUACGGUGGUUUCAUUCUUGCAGAACGCAGUGCUUUCCUACAAGACUUUGCCCAAAUAUCCAUUCUUUUAAAAAUGUCUUAAACAACUACUAUCCUACUAACUGUGUAACUCUUCUCUUCCUACCUAUUUACUACAUCUUGCCACAUUGUGUCCUCCUACGAAAUGUGCAUGGUCUGCUGACGUUAACUUUUCAUUGUCUAUGUAGACAGGUUUAUCAAGAUUCAGACUGAAGACACGACCAUCUUUCUUCCCUUUGCAUAUCUUUCAUAUUUCCUUUUUCAUAAAUAUACUCCCUUUAAUUACAUUUUACACUCUCUUAACCCAUUGUGAUAAUCUGUUUUACAUUUGCCCAAAAUUAUUUGUCAGAAUUUACAGAUUUGUAGUAAAUAAUAUUUUAUUGAAGAAGACACAUCACAUUUCAAGAUUUAAGCAACAAUAUAAGGCAUUUACUUUUUUUUUUUUUUUUGAAUUCUUUAUUUUUGGUCUGACGAAGAGGUCAACACAGAAAUAUGCAGGUGUACAUAUGCAAGUGACAGCGCAGUGUCGUACAUUUUUACAGAAUGAAAGUUGCAUUGGUUAUUUUAAACACUUUACCGACACUUUAUAUCCUGCGGACGUCCCCGUCCGAUAUUUUCGGUUAUGUUGGCAAGCACAAUUAACUAUAUACAAUGGUGGUAGUGUGGAGGGGUAGGCGUAGGGAGUAGAGCAGCAGUCCCAGACCUCUCAGGGCCCGCGACUGCUCCCCCGACUUCCCCCAUUGUCUGCAGAGCAUAAGCGUACUGAAGCCUGACUCCUCUUUCACCAGCUUGCGAGUCUGGAGUGCCUGCUUGUAAUAAGUAGGUAGGGGUGAGAGAUAGGAAAGUAUAGACAAGUAAAUGCGUUUAGGUGUCGUCUUAAUAUGGUUUCCCGAGGGACCAGUAGCAGAGGUCCCCGGGUUCCCCGGGUAGCACUCCGUGUGGUGUGUGUGUCCGUGCCCCUGUCCCAUAGUGGCGCCGCUUCCGCCAGUCCAGGCGCUGGUGUAGUAUUUAGCAUUGGGUAUGUCCCAAUUAUUGCCAUUUUGCGGAGCUCCCGCAUGCCGCCCUACGCCCCGAUUCAGGAUUUAACUGUCGUAUUGCUCCCACAGGUCCCAGACCUUCUGAAACUUAGUCAUAGUGUAAGGCAUUUACUUUUUAAAAAAGCAUAGUGGUCAAUACCAGGGUAAAGUGCAUAUCAGCCCAUCUUCAUUAGUACAAUAGAGCCACCACCAAUUACACGCUGAAGUAGAUUUCGGCACAAAAUGUCUCAUGAGAAAUAUGAAAGUCCCAGUGUUCAGUGUGUGCUUGCAGGAAUAGCAACCGUUAAAAAAUAUGGAAAAGUAUUUUAGAGAGACACGGAAAGAGAUAUAAGUGAGGAGAAAAAUAAUUAGGUAGAAAGCAAAAAAAGAUAAAUGGCUGAUUCUGAAACACUUCCGAUAUUUGAACAACAUUCAGUGAUAAUAUUAUAUGGGCAAUAUCUGCUCCACCUGGGCACCGUAGGGCCUGCAAUACCAUGGUACAGACCAAAAAGCAGACAAAUAAAUGACAUAUAUAACAGUUGUGCGUCUUUCGGACACAUUGUCUAGCGGUGGGUCUGAUGUCCCAUUUCCAGAUACACACAAACCAACACAGUAAAUUACUGCCUAUCAGAAAGUCCUUCUCUGACAAGCAACCCCGAUUGGCUAACAGAUAGAUUAGAGGUAGUGAGGGACAAGCACUACUGACAGGUAUACUGUAUAGGUGGGUACUGGUUCCCAGGGUCCCCUUCUGUGAACCCUAAAAGUACACAAAAUAAACAAUAAUGGAGCUGCAAAACCUAAGGUCUCAGUGAAGAUGUUUUGACCAAAUCACACGUUCUUCAUCAAGCUUGACCAUGUGGGCAGCUCCACUCUGUUGGAAUAAGCUCCUUCACUGAGUCCAUUAUUCUUAAUUUUGUGGCUAACAGAUAGGGCUGUCUAUUGCGCUAUCCCAUAAACCACGCAAUAUUAGGAAGAUCGCAUUCAAAAUAUGCAGCGCAUUUUCACCUCUAAAAAUGACAACUACAAUAAACUUCACAGGUUAGAAUCCCUCCAUGGUUUUCUCGUUUUAUAUUCACACACAUCUUCCUGAUGUGCUGCAUGGAACAUGCUUCUUUCUUGGCCUUCCCAAAUCCUUGCUUUUAUACUCCAUAAAUUAUUCUGUUUACAGGUUUGUUUGGUUUUUUUUGCUCACUUUCAUUUUCUUAGCUUUUAGCUCCCCGUACUUAUUUCACCCUCCCCCUUUCCACUCUAGCUAUCAUCUACGUAAAUCUCACAAAGUGCAAGGGCAAAGCAGGGGCUACGGGAUCAGCAUCUGACAGUGUGUGAUGUUAUUGGGGUGAAAGAUGCUGUGGGAAUAAAAAGUUCUGACGUCAUCGAUGAAGCGGGUUUAUGCUGACAUAUGAUGGCCUUUCUGUUUUGAGUGAUAAAUAAUAAAUAGAGAUUAUUCACCAAACUUCUUUUCUCAUUUUUAUAAAGCAAAAUGUCUUAAGUGCCAUGUAACAUCUUAUUACCGUAACCCUGCUCCAGAGUGCCUUAUUACCUCUGUAACGUCUUCUUACAGUAACCCGGCUCCUGAGUGCCUUAUUACCCUGUAACAUCUUAUUACAGUAACCCG